This is a messenger RNA of Zophobas morio, 1955 nucleotides long. Its product is annotated as thiamine transporter 1-like. The transcript has 4 exons. Gene Ontology annotation, cellular component: plasma membrane. The record is from RefSeq and is a predicted model, not a curated record. Gene Ontology annotation, biological process: transmembrane transport; vitamin transport. Gene Ontology annotation, molecular function: vitamin transmembrane transporter activity. Lineage: Eukaryota; Metazoa; Arthropoda; Insecta; Coleoptera; Tenebrionidae. The coding region runs from base 594 to 1859 and encodes 421 amino acids.
GGCGAUUUCGGCAGGAAGGGGGCGGGCGGGGGGCGGCGGCCCGCCGCGCGAUUACUCCACGCUGAUUCAUUUGGCGCUAAAGCUGACGAAAAUAUUAACGACGCAAAUUUCGGAGGCGGCGAACAUCGAUUCGCCAAGGUUGCGGGCUCCGUCUGCGUGUGUGUCGGCGUUCGCUUUUUUGCGAGCAACAGUUGGCGGCCGGCGAGGGGCGGCGGUCACGCGAGCCGAGGCAUGACGGCGGCCGGGAGCGGCGGACGAGCGCCCAGACGAAAUUCGCGCUUUUUGCGGGUGCGUCGGGACGGUUUUUCUUUGUGCGUACAUGGUUGGUGUUGGUUGAUGCAGUUCAAGGCCGAUGGUUUCCGCUGGACUUCGCAAAAACGGUGGAUCUCGUGACAGUUUCAAGGACAACCGUGCCCGAAACCAGACUGGUGCAGUUUUGUCUAUUACUCACGGCGUGGUGGAAUUCCAAACAAAAAUAAAGGAGGAGGAACGAAAGCUGGGGGAGAUAUUGCCGUUCGGUGUUUUGGAAAGGAGAGGGAGGCGCGCUCAAGUGCAAACCGUCGCGCUCCCCGUACUUAAUUCGCACAGUGAGGAUGAAUGAGUGGUUCAAGAUCUCGCUGCUGCUGUCGAUUUUCGGAUUCCUGAAGGAGAUCAGGCCUUCGGAGCCUUUCGUCUACGAGUUCCUGGUGGGGCCCUGGCGGAAUGUCAGCAAGGAGCAGGUCACCGAGGAGGUUUAUCCCGUGGGAACAUACAGUUACCUAGCGCAGUCCGUCGUUGUGUUCCUGAUCACCGACCUGUGCAGGUACAAGCCUUUGAUCGUGGUGCUGGGGGUCUCUGGAGUGGUGGUAUGGAGCAUGCUGUUGUGGACCAAGGGGCUGGUGGAACUGCAAAUACUCGAAGUCUUCUAUGGGACGUUCAUGGCAACCGAAGUCGCCUACUACACCUACAUCUAUGCAAAAGUCCCCAAAGACUACUACCAACAGGUAACCUCGCACACCCGCGCCGCCAUCUUGGCAGGUCGAGCAAUCUCAGGAAUCAUAGCCCAGUUACUCAUAUCCCUCGAAAGCGCGGACUACCGCGACCUCAACUACAUAACCUUCGCAGCAAUGCUCGCAGCCACCUUCUGGAGCCUCUUCCUCCCUUCCGUCCACAAGACCAUCUACUUCCACCGCGAAAUCGAAUACCGCCAACGCUGCUCCCACAAAGUCUUCAGCGCCUUCGCCCUCAUGAAGAAGCACUUCGUCGACUCCUUCGCCAACAAGUACGUCUUGAAGUGGUCCCUGUGGUGGGCUCUGUCCACUUGCGGCUACAUCCAGGUCCAGUGCUACAUGCAAGUCCUGUGGAACGACAUCCAAGACGACCCUAACACUCCCAUUUACAACGGCGCGGUGGAGUCGGUUUUGACGGUGUUGGGCUUCAUGGGCGCCCUUCUGGCCGGGAUUCUGCGCGUGGACUGGAAGGUCAAAGGGGACCUCGCCUUGACCGUGUGUUCGUUGCUCAGCGGGUUCAUUAUUUUGUACACGUCUCGCACGAAGUACGUGAUUUUGAGCUACAUUUGCUAUAUAGCGUUCGGGGCUGUGUACCACUUCAUGAUCACUAUAGCGAGUGCGGAGAUCGCGAAGUGCAUCAGCGAUGAUAGCUAUGGGUUGGUUUUCGGGAUGAAUACGUUUGUGGCGUUGGCGUUUCAGUCGAUUUUGACGGCGCUGGUGGUGACGAAAGGGGUGGGGUUCGCGUUGGCGCCGAGAGAUCAGUAUUUCGUCUACGGGAUUUAUCAUGUAGCGAUCAGUGUGGCGUAUAUAGCGAUAGGGUUGGCCACCUGGUUGAGUUCCAAGAGAGAUUAUCGCAAGGCUGACGGAUAACUCGGUAGUUUUCUAGUAGUUUUACAGUUUUAUAGGCAGUAUUAUUGUUGUUGUUUUUGAAUUGUUUUGAGAAGUUUAUUAAAGACUGUUUUUGAA